Molecule: messenger RNA, 1852 nt
Organism: Acanthochromis polyacanthus (spiny chromis)
Lineage: Eukaryota; Metazoa; Chordata; Actinopteri; Pomacentridae
Gene: prkn
Product: parkin RBR E3 ubiquitin protein ligase
Exons: 11
Coding region: 281-1612 (443 amino acids)
Biological process (GO): regulation of mitochondrion organization; ubiquitin-dependent protein catabolic process; regulation of cellular response to oxidative stress
Cellular component (GO): Golgi apparatus; cytoplasm; cytosol
Molecular function (GO): ubiquitin protein ligase activity; ubiquitin conjugating enzyme binding; zinc ion binding
Source: RefSeq, a predicted model, not a curated record
GGGCGUCACUCUACUGUGUAGUUCUCUGUACACCGCUUUAUCCUCACUAGGGUCAUGGGGGGUGCUGGAGUCUAUCCCAGCUGACUCGGGUGAAGGCAGGGGACACCCUGGACAGGUUACCAGUCUGUCACAGGGCUACAUCAUAUAUAUAUUUAUAUACAUAUCUAUGGUUCAGCCAGCCGGCCAACGUCACGACGCAUCGACCUCUAAGCGGGACCACAGCUCCCAGAACACACCGCGGCACGCAUGCGCAGUCUGAGCACAUGAAGGACGAAAACAGAUGAUCGUGUUCGUGCGGUACAACCUGGGCCCAGGUGUGGCCGUGGAGCUGCAGGAGGAGUCCAGCGUGGCCGAGCUGAAGGAGCUGGUGGGGAGUCAGCAGGGAGUCCAACCCGAGCAGCUCCGGGUUCUGUUCGCUGGGACGGAGCUGCAGAACUCCUCUACGCUGCAGAGCUGUGACCUCCCGGAGCAGAGCACCGUCCACGUGGUUCUACCUUCCGCUGGUUCAUCCUCUCAGCUCCAUCAGAACCAUCUGGCCCGAUCGGACCUCGGCUCCUCCCACCUCCUCCCCUCCUCCCCCUCCUCCCCCGGCCCAGCUGAGGUUCUGGAGGGGAGGCAGGAGGCUGCAGAGGAGUCCCCUUCAGGUGUGCAUACCUGCAGUACUUUCUAUGUGUACUGUAAGAGCUGCAGGUCGGUCCAGCCUGGAAAACUGAGAGUUCGAUGCCGAAGCUGCAGACAGACGACCAUGACACUGAGCAGGGGUCCGUCCUGUUGGGACGACGUUCUCAUCCCGGGUCGUAUCCGUGGCAACUGUCAGUCAGAAGGUUGUCACGGCAACGAGGCGGAGUUUUACAUGAAGUGUGCGACCCAUCCAACCCCAGAUGACGACCCCUCUGUGGCCCUGGACCUCAUCAUGACCAACACCAGAGACGUGCCCUGUAUUGCCUGCACUGAUGUCAUGGAGGUGGUAGUGGUCUUCCCGUGUUCGGAGCGUCAUGUGAUCUGUCUGGACUGUUUCCGUGGUUACUGUGAGGCUCGGCUCGGUGAGCGGCGCUUCGUCUGUCAUCCCGUCAUAGGAUACUCGCUGCCCUGUGCAGCUGGCUGUGAAGAUUCUCUGAUCAGAGAACUGCAUCACUUCAGGGUCCUGGGAGACGAGCAGUAUGGGCGGUACCAGCGGUAUGGGGCCGAGGAGUGUCUGCUGGCCAUUGGAGGACUGAUGUGUCCGUCACCUAGCUGUGGGGCGGGGCUUCUCCCACCUGACGGCAGCAGGAGGGUGGAGUGUGACCGACCGCUGGGCUGUGGCUUCAUCUUCUGCAGGGACUGCAGGGAGAGCUACCACCAGGGGGCGUGUCAAGCGGCACUGGCUCUGUCUACAGGGGAAGCCUCACAGGGUUUCCUGGUCGGGGGGGAGGCGGCUCUCAGGGGGAGGUGGGACCGAGAGUCUCUGCUGCUGAUCCAGGAGACGACCAAACGCUGCCCCCAGUGUUCAGUCCCUGUAGAGAGGAACGGCGGCUGUAUGCACAUGCAGUGUCCUCGCUGUCAGACUGAGUGGUGCUGGUUCUGUGGCGUUCCGUGGAACAGAGACUGUAUGGGAAGCCACUGGUUUGGAUAAAUGUCCAGCAGCAGCUAGCUGUUGAGCAACCCCCCCCCCCCCCCCCCACAUGAAGCCACGCCCCCCUCCCCCCAUGCGGUUACCGUGAUGACCUGAUGCAAACAGACUGAAUUCCAGUUGGACUCAUUCAUGUUCUGAUGAAUCUUAAGGAACCUUCAGACAGGAAGAACCUGUGACUCAUUAAUUAAAUGUUGUUUUUGUCUCUGUGACCUCAAAUAAAAUACACCUAUCAAAGAGUGA